This is a messenger RNA of Lutzomyia longipalpis, 1962 nucleotides long. It is a transcript of the gene Pdhb, whose product is annotated as pyruvate dehydrogenase E1 component subunit beta, mitochondrial. The record is from RefSeq and is a predicted model, not a curated record. The coding region runs from base 152 to 1216 and encodes 354 amino acids. Gene Ontology annotation, molecular function: pyruvate dehydrogenase (acetyl-transferring) activity. NCBI's taxonomy places the organism in Eukaryota, Metazoa, Arthropoda, Insecta, Diptera, Psychodidae. The transcript is spliced from 4 exons. Gene Ontology annotation, biological process: pyruvate decarboxylation to acetyl-CoA.
AGCUGAUUGUUGAGGGUAAAACUUCAGUGUGGAACAAAAAAAAACGAUUGGAAGUUUUGACCUUCGCUUAAACUUCAGUGUGGUGAAAGAUUGGCAAUUUUGACCUUCCGCCGUGUUUUGAAGCGAGUUCAGUGCUAAGUGACAGAGUGGAAUGAUGCUGGCGGCUGUGCGUGUUCUGACCAGGAGGGCCUUUUCCACGGCAAAACCGUUGGGGGCUGCGCAAAUGACAGUCCGGGAUGCUCUAAACAGUGCAAUGGAUGAGGAAAUGGAGAAGGAUGAGCGAGUCUUCAUUCUCGGCGAGGAGGUGGCACAGUACGAUGGGGCAUACAAAGUAUCUCGUGGUCUGUGGAAGAAGUAUGGGGAUAAGCGGGUAAUUGAUACCCCAAUCACAGAGAUGGGCUUCGCGGGGAUGGCCGUGGGGGCUGCAAUGGCUGGCCUAAGGCCAAUCUGUGAGUUCAUGACCUUCAAUUUUGCCAUGCAGGCCAUCGAUCAGAUCAUCAAUUCAGCCGCCAAGACAUUCUACAUGUCAGCUGGCGUGGUAAAUGUGCCCAUUGUGUUCCGUGGCCCCAAUGGGGCUGCUGCCGGUGUAGCUGCUCAGCAUUCCCAGUGCUUUGCCGCGUGGUACGCACACUGCCCCGGGCUCAAAGUCAUCUCCCCCUAUGACGCGGAAGACUGCCGUGGUCUCCUCAAGGCUGCCAUCCGAGACCCGGAUCCUGUGGUUUUCCUCGAGAAUGAGAUCCUCUACGGGCAGCCAUACCCUGUGUCUGAUCAGGUGCUCGAUAAGAACUUCACACUGCCCAUUGGAAAGGCGAAAAUCCAACGUCCUGGCACCCAUUGCACCCUCGUAGCGCACUCCAGGGCUGUCGAAUUGUCCCUCCAGGCUGCUGCUGAGCUUGCAAAAGGCGGCAUUGAGUGCGAGGUGAUCAAUCUCCGGACAAUUCGUCCAUUGGACGUGGAAACGAUAUUCCAAUCGGUGCAGAAGACACAUCAUAUGGUGACGGUUGAGCAGGGCUGGCCACAGUGUGGUGUUGGUUCGGAAAUCUGUGCCAGAGUCAUGGAAUCCGAGACUUUUUUCCACCUCGAUGCUCCCGUUUGGCGUGUUACGGGUGUCGAUGUACCCAUGCCGUAUGCAAAAUCCCUCGAACAGGCUGCCCUGCCGCAGGUACCGGACAUUGUGGCGGCCGUACGGACCGUCCUGGGGGGUAAGUCCAAGUGAGAGAGCUCCACCAGCGUGCACAAUAGGACGGCAAGUCAACUCCGCACCACACAUUGAUAUUAACCCGCCUGGUUGAUUUUGUUUUCGGGUUCCUCAUCGCGCCCCUUUUUUUUUAAUUAGAAUAUUAGCUGGUAAGCAAUAAUUUUUUUGAGAGCAUCCACUUCCCCAAAAUACGAUCCGGAUGCAACAAAAAUUCUUCCUCCUCAAGUCUCAUCUGUCUUUUGAAGAUUCCCCCCAGAGAGAGAGAGAUAGAGAGCCCCUCCACACAAUGGAAGACUGAGGUUCGACCAUAAAGACAAAUGCCCACGUAGUGUUAGAGGGACUGACUUAAAAGAAAAAAAAAACUAAACGAUAGAGAGAGGCCUGUAAAUAAAGAAUAAAAUAAAAUAAAGAUUUACUUAAGAGACGUCCCAGAACUCACGAAAAAAUAAUUACGAGAAAACCGCAAAAAUCACCCCAAAACUCAGGAUUAAAUCUUGACGAUCACACAUUGUAGUUAUAAUUUCUCUUUUCCUUUUCUUUCCUUUUCAUGCAAACGCAUUGAGAGAAUAAAAAAAAUCAUUUUAUUUUAGCGAAAUGAAUUGAAAAUUCACGUGAUUGGGUUUUUUUGUUGUUAUUUUAUAAUGAUAAAAAACAUUAUUAUUUGUUAAAUAUUUUUUAGAGAGAUUAAAACGUGGAUUUGUAAUGAAGGUUUGCAAAACAACAAAGAGUGUAGAAAUAAAACGAAAUCUCUAUUUGGAACAAAA